Molecule: messenger RNA, 3407 nt
Organism: Condylura cristata (star-nosed mole)
Lineage: Eukaryota; Metazoa; Chordata; Mammalia; Eulipotyphla; Talpidae
Gene: CALU
Product: calumenin
Exons: 7
Coding region: 97-1044 (315 amino acids)
Cellular component (GO): endoplasmic reticulum
Molecular function (GO): calcium ion binding
Source: RefSeq, a predicted model, not a curated record
GUUGGGUGGUGCUUGGGCGCGUGAGCUGAGCCGGUGGGUGAGCUGAGGCCGUGGCAGACUUGGGCUGUGGGCGCGACGCGGAAAGAUCUGAUUAUCAUGGACCUGCGACAGUUUCUUAUGUGCCUGUCCCUGUGCACAGUCUUUGCCUUGAGCAAGCCCACAGAAAAGAAGGACCGUGUACACCAUGAGCCUCAGCUCAGUGAUAAGGUUCACAAUGAUGCUCAGAGUUUCGAUUAUGACCAUGAUGCCUUCUUGGGUGCUGAAGAAGCAAAGACCUUUGAUCAGCUGACACCAGAAGAAAGCAAGGAAAGACUUGGAAAGAUUGUAAGUAAAAUAGAUGGCGACAAGGACGGGUUUGUCACUGUGGAUGAGCUCAAAGACUGGAUUAAAUUUGCACAAAAGCGCUGGAUUUACGAGGAUGUAGAACGACAGUGGAAGGGGCAUGACCUCAAUGAGGACGGCCUCGUUUCCUGGGAGGAAUAUAAAAAUGCCACCUACGGCUACGUUUUAGAUGAUCCAGACCCUGAUGAUGGAUUUAACUAUAAACAAAUGAUGGUUAGAGAUGAGCGGAGGUUUAAAAUGGCAGACAAGGAUGGAGAUCUUAUUGCCACAAAGGAGGAGUUUACAGCCUUCCUGCACCCUGAGGAGUAUGACUACAUGAAAGAUAUAGUAGUCCAGGAAACAAUGGAAGAUAUAGAUAAGAACGCUGAUGGCUUCAUUGAUCUAGAAGAGUACAUAGGUGACAUGUAUAGCCAUGAUGGAAAUGCUGAUGAGCCAGAAUGGGUCAAAACAGAACGAGAACAAUUUGUUGAAUUUCGAGAUAAGAACCGUGAUGGAAAGAUGGACAAGGAAGAAACUAAAGACUGGAUUCUCCCCUCAGACUAUGAUCAUGCAGAAGCAGAAGCCCGCCACCUAGUCUAUGAAUCAGACCAAAACAAGGAUGGCAAGCUUACCAAGGAGGAGAUUGUUGACAAGUAUGAUUUAUUUGUGGGCAGUCAGGCCACAGAUUUUGGUGAAGCCUUAGUACGACACGAUGAAUUUUGAGCUGUAGGCAGAAGAAAGCGACAUUUCUUCAAAAGUAAUUUAUUUUUACAGCUUCUGGUUUCACAUGAAAUUUGUUUGCGCUACUGAGACUUCUUACAAACUUUUUAAGACAUGAAAAGGCGUAACGAAACCAUCCGUCCUGCUACUCCUCCUCUCUUGAGGGGCUGGAGGGAAAUCGAGCUUCUGAGGAACAACUCUCAUUAGUACACUUGUGUUUGUAGAUUUACAUUUCGUAUUAUGUAUAACAUGGUGUGUUUAUUUUUGUAUUUUUUCUCUGGUUGGAAGUAUGAUAUGAGGAUCAAGAUCCUCAAUUCACACUUGUAGGCAAACAUUAGCCCUUCACUCUUUCUCAUUCAACCUUUACCAUGUAAUUUUUAUAAUUCUGACUAACUUUUUAAACCUGAGCUCAACAAGUAAUGCUCAGGAAAGAGAAAUAGGAAGAAUAUACCCCACCAUUUAUAUUUAGAGAGAGAACAAUUAGUCUUGUCUCUUGAAAGUUAUUUUCCACAAGUAGUAGAGGCCACAUAUUCCAACAUAUUCAAUUCAUUUGCUAUGGGUUCAGCAACUGAUCCUGGCAUUAUCUGGGCAAUGACAGAUUCCUGUGCUGUAAGAAAGUUUGGCUCAACCAUUUCAUUCAUCUUCCUCCCCCCAACCCCCUACACAUGCACACCCCAACCCCCCAUCCUGUAGGACUAGCUGUUUGCUAAUUUUGUCAGGCACAGCUGUGUUGGGAAGAGUGAGGGCCAGUGUCUUGAAAAUCAAUCACGAAGUGAGUGUGAUCUCUUUACUGAGCUAUACAUAGAAACAGCUGGAAAACUAAAGGAAAAAUAGAAGUGUUUUCAGGACACACACUUUUUUCUGGGUGUGCAUCUGUUGAAGUGCUCAAGACUGUCUUGCUUGUUGAGUCACUGGAAGUGCCCCAUCCAGCUCCUGUUUCCCCCGCCCAGAAGCUCCGGGGAAUUAUUUUUGCUUUCACUGCAGCUAAAAUGUAUCAUUUCUAGUCAUGUCAUUGGAAGUGCCUUUAGCAAGAGAGAUGAUCAGUGAAUGAGAUUCUCCUGAGAAACCUUAUGAGAAACCUUUGGAUCAUCUUGUAUCAGAACUUAGACCUUCCCAAUGUGGUGGGGCUUGUUCCUUCCCUUUCUCUUUCAGACAGUGGUUAAAUAGCAGUAUUAGUUAGGAGCUUGGUUGCAGUGUUCUUAUCUUGUGGGCUGGUUUCCAAAAACCACAUGCUGCUGAAUUUACCAGGAAUCCUCAUACCUCAGAAUGCUAACCACUUACUGUCAGGCCUGUUUCUGUCAGCUGAAGAGCUUGAGCUCAGGCUCAAAGACAGCUGGGCCUGCGGGAGGGCUCUUUGGUUUGAGGACCUUUGCUCACCGUUCCUGCUUUUGACCCAUCACUCCCUAUUUCCCCAUCUCCCCCCCCCCACCUUCACCCUUCUUCACUGUCUCCCCUCCCCCCAAAAAAAGUUUUAUCAUGGAUGAAUAAAUUGUCAAUUCUUAACAAAGAGAAGGAAGGAUAUUGUAGAAAGAACUGAAGUAACCUCCCCUGUUCCCAACUCUACCCAUAUUUUGAGUAACACACACUGUCUGUCUGGCUCCUUUCUUACAGAUUGCCCUCUUCUGACAUGAAUUAUUGUAUUCCAAGUUUUUAGCCCUCAGGUUAUUAAGAUAAAUAUAUGUAUAUCUAAUCUAAUCUUUAUUAUUUCAUAUAUCUUUCUGAAUAAUACAUUCAGGUGGUGCUGGGUGAUUAUUAUAAUCUGAACCUAGGUAUACCCUUUGGUCUUCCAUAGUCAUGUUGAGGUGGGCUACUCAGCCUGAUAAAAAGCCAGAUAUCAUGAACCUACACCCCAGCCUUGCAUUGAGCUCUUGAGAAUGGAGACACUUUUUUUUAAAUAAGUUUAACCACAGUAUAAGGUAAUGGAACUUCUCUGACCUCCAGAUUAUUGUUAAGAGCAGAGAUGAUUAACUUGGCACCAACCUUGACUUAGAAGGGUAGAUCAUGACUGUGAUAAGAGCCUCACAGCUCACUAAGUGCAGAGAAACCAGGCCUUAUGUUAAACUCACACUGUUAGAGAGCAAAACUUCACCUGUUAAGACAGCAGUCACUGCAUGCUGGUUGCUCAGUCAGUGUUGUGCUCUAAUCUCUAAUGGUCCCCCUGGAUGGGUUGGUUGGGUUUUUUUUGGUUAAAAUCAAGCUUGAGGCUGAUGAACAGUAGAGGUACAGCCCCCAGUGUGUUCUGUAAUUACGAGCUCUCUCGAAUUUGGAUAUUGGUUAUUUUUUAUAGAGUGUAAACCAAGUUUUAUAUUCUACAAUGCAAACAGGUACCUAUCUGUUUCUAAAUAAAACUGUUUACAUUCGUUGUA